This is a messenger RNA of Pseudomassariella vexata, 1195 nucleotides long. RefSeq lists its product as uncharacterized. The record is from RefSeq and is a predicted model, not a curated record. The transcript is spliced from 2 exons. Bases 180 to 1055 code for a protein of 291 amino acids. Lineage: Eukaryota; Fungi; Ascomycota; Sordariomycetes; Amphisphaeriales; Pseudomassariaceae.
CCUUGGUAGUGGGCCCCAACGUCCCUUUCGCCAGCCUGAACUCGACAUCACUACUUCGAAAUGACCAGCCGUUUUCGUUGCAAAAGCUCGCGGUCGAUACUCAGAAGGAAGGUGGAGCGAAGACGCCAGCGCAGCAUGGCCAAGAGGUCAAUGUACAGCCUGGAUCAAGCCAGGAGAACAUGCAAGUGCAGUCGCAGUUAGACGCUAUUGAACUCCUACCAACCGCAUCAGCCAAGCUACAGGAAGAAACACCACAAGUGCAGCGAACACCUUCAUCAGAGAGCCCCGCAAAGGCAACAUCGCUAAUUACCCCUAAACACAAGCUCCCACCGAAGCCAGCUAUAGUAGCGCGAAUGAUGCCACCGCCCUCGCUAUCGCCACAGGAAUGGCCACAGCUCCCGCGCACGUUACCGCCCCGGCCCAUGCCCCAAGCCGCCUAUACGCAUGUUUCACCGACACAUAUGGCGCACAACCGAUCUAACAUAACGCCACUGAGCUGGGCCCCGGCCCCGAUCCCAACACCGUCCCUAGGAACACCUGCAGUUCAGAACAAGAUGCUCGGAUAUCCCGGCUCCUAUCCACCUCGGCAACCUCAGCAGACUCCAUCCCCACAUCCUCACCACAUUCAGCCCUGGCAUCCGGAACAGUUUCCAUCCGGAUACCCUCCCCGAGCUGUAUCACAUGGACCAGCAGCUAGACCCAGACAGUCACUGCAUCACAAUGCCAAUGCUCAGAUGGCCGCCUUUCACACGAACAAUAGUCAGUCAGUACUUACAAACGGCAUCCAACCACCGAGCAACGGUCAGCCAGAGCACAUGAAAACCUCACGUGCAAAUAAUGGCCAGAUAGAGUACAUGAAGGCCUUCCAUGCGAACAACGGUCAGACAGGGCAGAUGAACAAUGGUCGAAUGAUCGGUUAUUCCCACAUGCCAGCUCAAGGAUAUACUCCUGGCCAUAACUUGGUGUGGGAUCAUCCUCAAGAAAACGGGGGUUUUCCCCACGUGACGCCAUCACAGCUUAGCGAUUCCUUGAAUAAAGGCUUGAAUAGUCUUUAGGUGAGGCGAGGUUUUAUAGCGGCCGACUAAUAAGUCUAUGGUUUUUAUUGGCAAUAGCAAUUUGCUGAUUUGGGCACCAUUGUAGAAAGCAAAUUCUCUCUGUGAAAAUCGGGAAAAAAGUGAAGAUGGUGAAGAUUGCU